AUGGCUUCUCCUGGUGGUAACAUUCUGCCUUUUGGCACUGACUUUCAACUGCAGCCUAUGCACUAUGCCGGCAUAGCUGUUGCUCUCCUCGGCGGAGCUUGCCUUUUCUCUCUCGGCAAGCCUACUGUCGAUGGUAAGGACGAGUCCUCUCCCGGAUUUCUCAAGUCCUUUUUCCUCUUCUUUUACUCGUCCUUUCUCAAGCCUCAUCAGGGUGGAUCUAAGGCUUCCCAGCAAGAUGCCCUCGAGAGCUUUUACAAGAGACAGGCCGGGGCUUACGACACCACUCGUGGCAUCCUUCUGCGCGGUCGCGAGGAUAUGCUCGCUCUGGUUGUCGCUCAGCUCAAGGCCAAGUUCCAAGCACCCAAGGAUGCUGGACAGGGUAAGACCGAAAAGAGAAUUUGGGUUGAUAUUGGCGGCGGCACUGGCUGGAACAUUGAAGCCAUGGGCGAGCACGUGAAUGUCCCCGAAUUCUUCUCCAGCGUCUACCUGGUCGACUUUUCCCCAUCUCUCUGCGAAGUCGCUCGCAAGCGCUUUGAGCGCCUCGGCUGGAAGAACGUCACUGUCGUUUGCCAGGAUGCGCGCAAGUUCCGCCUCGAAGACUACGAGGACGGCAUGCCCGCAGCCCAGAACCUGCUUCGCUCCCCUGCACUCAGCUACUUCAAGCAGCAGCGCCCUGACCAUGGCGGUGCCGACUUGGUCACUAUGUCCUACAGCCUGUCAAUGAUUCCCGACUACUACUCUGUCGUCGACUCCAUUGGGUCUCUGCUCUCUCCCUCAGGUGUUUUCGGUGUUGUCGAUUUCUACGUUCAGAACCAGUCCGACUUCUCCUUCCGAAACUACACUGCUGGGUACAUUGACCGCCACGUCAAUGCCCUGUCGCGUAUGUUCUGGCGCGCCUGGUUUGACCUUGACCGUGUCGCACUGGAGUCCGGACGCCGUGACUACCUCGAGUAUAAGUACGGCACCAUUCUCAACCUCAACGCCCGUAACCGCAGCCUCGGCUACAUUCCUUACUACGUUUGGGUUGGAUGCCAAAAGAAGCCUUUUUCCAAGACGGCCCUGCCUCACGAAAUUCUUGAGCGAAUUGACGCAUAUGCCACCGAGUCGCCAUACCUCUUUCCCGUCAACCAAGGUGAUGCCCUGACCCGCGCCAUCGAGAGAUCUGCCCCCGAAAUCCGCUCUAAGGCUUUUCUCACUGCCGUUCAAAACCUUUCGGCCAACCUGCCUCUGCCCGCGUUCUUCUACCAGAACCACCAUUGGCGUAUCUACUACGACGAUCAGCUGCAAAAGCACAAGCAGUUCAACGAUGAAUACAUCUAUGCCUUUACCUGGGAAGAUGCUCGCGUCGAUGAGCGCAUCCUGAAGCUUGGCCCAGAUGACAAGGUUCUUGCCAUUACCUCUGCUGGUGACAACAUCCUGUCUUACCUGGCCCAAGGCCCUGCUCGUGUUCACGCUGUCGAUCUCAACCCUACCCAGAACCAUCUCCUUGAGCUCAAGGCUGCUGCUUACACUGCGCUUCCCUAUGAAGACUUUUGGAAAAUUUUUGGUGAGGGCAAGCACUCUGAAUUCCGCACUCUUCUCAUCACCAAGCUUUCUCCCCACCUGUCUAGCCGCGCUUUCCAGUACUGGCUCAAGAACGUUCAAGUGUUUCAAAGCACCUACGGUCUUUACGACACUGGUGGCUCUCGUCAUGCCAUUCGUGCCAUGCGCUGGGUCUCUCGUCUCUUUGGAAUUAGAGGUGCUGUCAAGCAGAUUCUCGCCGCCAAGACUCUCAAUGAGCAGCGUGAGAUUUGGCGAAACAAGAUCCGUCCUGCCCUCCUGUCUAAGCUCGUGUCCAACCUCGUCGUUGCCCAGGAAAGCUUUCUCUGGACUGCACUUGGCGUUCCCAAGAACCAGCUUGCCAUGAUUGAAAACGAUCAUGCCCAGUCAGAUCUCGUCAAGGGCCCUAAGCCCAAGGCUAAGAACACCCGCUCCCAUGCCAUCUGGCACUACAUGGUCAACACGCUUGACCCGGUCGCUGAAGAGACUCACAUGGGUGCUGAUAACCCUUAUUACUAUGUCUGUCUCGCAGGCCAGUUCUCUCCCAAGUGUCACCUUCGCUACCUUGACCAAGAGGUUCACGCCAAGCUCUCGCGUCCCGGCGCGCUUGAUAGCCUUCGCAUCCACACAGAUGAGCUUGAGGAGGUGAUUGCUCGCAUCAUGCCUGGUACGCUCACCGUGGCAGUUGUGAUGGACAGCAUGGAUUGGUUCGACCCUGGCUCUGAGGCUGCCAACAAGCAGGUAACGAAGCUGAACCGCGCUCUCGCUAUUGGCGGUCGCGUCAUGCUGCGCUCUUCUGCCCUGGAGCCUUGGUACCUCAAGGUUUUUGAAGCCCAUGGCUUCGUUCCCAAGUGCCACGGUGGCCGCCGUGACGGUGCAUGCAUUGACCGCGUCAACAUGUAUGCCAGUUGCUGGAUCUGCACCAAGGUGGACCACCUUCGCCCUCCCACUCCCGAGCUGGAGCGCGUCAGCAGCCACGAGAUUACGAGUCUCGAGAUCUGA
Akanthomyces muscarius is the source of this 2541-nucleotide messenger RNA. RefSeq lists its product as uncharacterized. The transcript has 4 exons. The record is from RefSeq and is a predicted model, not a curated record. Bases 1 to 2541 code for a protein of 846 amino acids. NCBI's taxonomy places the organism in Eukaryota, Fungi, Ascomycota, Sordariomycetes, Hypocreales, Cordycipitaceae.